Molecule: messenger RNA, 1179 nt
Organism: Erigeron canadensis
Lineage: Eukaryota; Viridiplantae; Streptophyta; Magnoliopsida; Asterales; Asteraceae
Product: 2-hydroxyisoflavanone dehydratase-like
Exons: 1
Coding region: 91-1059 (322 amino acids)
Molecular function (GO): hydrolase activity
Source: RefSeq, a predicted model, not a curated record
UAUUCUUGAUCAUAACAUAAAUAAAUAGCUAGUUCAUAUCAUCUAAGAUCUUUGUGUAUUAUUAUUAUAUCUCUCCCUUUCCUCUCCAUCAUGACAUUAGAGCAAGAAUUGGAUGUAAAAUCUGAACUUCUACCCUUCCUUCGAGUCUAUAAGAACGGCAUAGUAGAGCGACUCUACAACCCGCCACUCGCACCACCAUCACCCACAGGGACCGAUAGCAGAGUCGCGUCAAGAGACAUCAUCAUUUCACCAUAUGUCUCGGCUCGAAUUUACCUACCUAACCAAACAAACACAAAACUUCCAAUUUUGGUCUACUUUCAUGGUGGGGGAUUUUGUAUCGAGUCUGCUUACUCCACUUUGUGUCACCAAUACAUUAAUACUAUUUCGGCUCAAGCCAACGCUCUUGUAAUUUCAGUAGAAUACAGAUUAGCCCCAGAACAUCCUCUUCCCACGGCGUACGAAGAUUCAUGGACUGCUCUACAAUGGGUUGCAACACAUUCUAGACAAAAACACGACGAAAAAUACGAACCAUGGUUGAUCAAACAUGGAGAUUUUAACCGUCUUUAUAUAGGUGGAUUUAGUUCUGGUGCAAAUAUUUCACAUCACAUGGCCAUUCGGGCCGGUACCGAAGAGCUAAAUGGUGGGGUCGAGAUUCUGGGAAUGUUUCUGACAAACCCAUAUUUUUUAGGCUCGGAACCAGUUGGUUCCGAGCCAGUCUUAACUACUCGUGAAUUGUCUAAUUUUUACAAUACAUGGAUGUUCAUUAACCCUAGCUUACCAGAUGGGUUUGAUCAUCCAUGGAUCAAUCCAUUUGUAAGAGAUGCACCUUGUUUAGCAAGCCUUGGAUGUAGGCGGUUGCUCGUUUGUGUUGCUUCCAAGGACGAGCUAAGAGACCGAGGGGUUCAUUACUAUGAAUUUGUUAGGGCGAGUGGAUGGAAAGGCGAAUCAUCUCUAUAUGAGGUUCAAGGAGAGGAUCAUGGGUUUCACAUCUUCAACCCUGAAAGUGUAAAUGCAAAGAAUAUGUUCAUACGUUUGGCUGAAUUUCUUCAACAUUACUAGCUUAAAAGUUAAGGUUUAUACAACUAUUGUAUAGGAAUCAUAUAUGUAUAUAAUCAUAAUGUUUUAUCAUGUAAGUUUGAAAAAAUUCCGUUUCUAAUUAAGUUGAAUUAGAUUGUCCAA